CAAAGUGGGGGAAACAUGGCGAGCGAAGAGGAGGCCAGAAGACGCCCCUCGGUUCCCUCCUCUUCGGUUGGCCUGGAGUCUCUGUUCCCUGCGGGAUCUUCGGAGCAGGUGUGCGGGGACGAGGACCCGGAGCUCGUCCGCCUGCGGGAGCGUGUCCAGGGUUGGCUAUCGCAGUACGAGUCCCUGCUGCUGUGGUCGCAGAGGCUGCUGGUCUGGGAAAGGCCGUUGUACAGCAUCACCGUCGCCUUGACACUCAACACGCUUUUCUGGCUCCUGUCAUCCACCUCCCUGCGGCCUCUGUUCCUGCUGAGUGUGUCCCUUCUGGGACUUAUGCUCCUGGAGAGAUGGAAGCCCAAGUUGCCUAUCAUUACCGUUCAACUUGCAGAGACUCUCCCUGAACAACGUGACACAAUGGGUGUCGAGCCGCAUCUGCUCAGCAUUUCUGAGCUCAGCCACCACCUGGCUGAAAGCUACCUGACCUGCCGCCUGUGCUUGCAGGAGACGCUGCAGUACAAGCAACAAAACCAUGGCAAGUUCUGUGUGAUGAUGUGCGGUGGCUGUUUUGUACUUGUCGUGGUUGGGCAUUAUGUACCUGGGAUCAUGAUCUCCUAUAUUAUUGUCCUAAGCGUGCUGUUGUGGCCACUGGUGGUGUACAACGAACUGAUCCAGAGGAUGUACACGGGCUUUGAGCCGAUCCUGAUGAAACUGGACUACAGCAUGAAGGGAGACACCGAGCACCGCAAGCACGACAAGAGAAAGGUGAAGAAGGAGGGAGAGGAGGGGGACGAGUCGAGAGCUGAAACGGAGAGUGAGUGUGAGGAGGAGCUGUCCUGUUUCGCCCCAACGGUGGAUGUGAAGACCACAACUCUGGCGAUGGCCAUCACAGACUCCGAGUUGUCAGAUGAAGAGGCGUCCAUCUUAGAGAGCGGAGGGUUCUCGGUGUCCAGGGCCACCACUCCUCAACUCAUCGACGUCUCUGAAGUUUCCCCCCCCCGUCUCAUCUCUACCACAGACCCGAGUUUACACAGCGACCCGGAGGAGUCCUAUUUGCGGGAUCUCCCCGAGUUCCCCUCAGUGGCGGAGUUCCCGUCCGUCGAGCGCAGCCGGCUCCGCUUCCCCCUGCGAGUCGCCGGCCGGGCGGACGCCGCCCAGGCCGCUGCUCGAUCAGAGGGGGAACCGCUGAGCCCCGCCAGCCUCCUCUUCCAGCACCUCGCGUCUCCGCUCCACUUUGUGAACACGCACUUCAACGGACGCGGACGGCCACCCGGGGAUGAGGAGGGCGCGCUGCGAGCCCCCGGCGCGCCGGUCGAAGCGGGGAUGCGCGUGGCCGAGGAGAAGGAAGCUGCGGCAACCCAGGGAACCUUGGAGGCCUUGAGCGAGCAGAUCGUGAGCACGGCCAUCUCCGCUGUGGUGCAGAACACUCUGUCGGCCCUGCUGCGCGCCAGCGACGCCAGCGAGGAUCGCUCCCCGGCCGAGUCGCUCCCCGCUGAAACCCUGCCGGGCGCUCUGGACACCCCCGCCCCGCCCACCGACACCGCCGCUAACGCGCCGGGAGCCGACGAGGACCGGGACGAGGCGACGGCGGCAGGAAGCGGCACCUGCGAGGAGAUGCCCGACAACACGCUGGUUCCGACCGAGGAAGAGGACUUUGAGCUUCUGGAGCGGUGCGAUGAGGGGCUGGACCUCAUCUCUGACAGACAGGCAGUGGGAGGAGCCUCAGGAGCUCCAGAGACCCCUCCGUCUCCUCAGCGUCAACCACAGUCAUAGCUUCCCCGUCGCCUCCUCCUGGUCCCAACGGUCAUGUUUUUUUCAUUUCUAUGUAAAACUUAAAUUAUAUCCAUACAUCCUGCUAUAUAUUAUCAAAGAGUUUGGCAUACGGUUGAAAUAACUUGGUGCGUUCUGCUUUCGUGGCCUCUCCUUCCUCGUGUCUGUUCAGCCUUUGUCGAGUUCUUUUGUGGCCUGCCUCAUCGGGUUUAACAGUUAGAGAUGCAUUGUUUUCGUCAGGGGUUGCAAAGCAUUUUAUACGUGGUUUUCCUUUGUCACCUAACAUUGAAAGCGGCUUGAUGAGGUCGCAGGCCAAACUGCGUCGUGAAGAUGUGGCUAAUGUUCGGUCUCGCGUCAGAAUGAUGAUGAUGCCUUUAUUCUCAACCAUGGCUCGGCUUAAAGCUUCCACCUUGUGUUUGUCUAGAUGGUGUUCUAGAGAGUUGAAAUGUUGGAUUAUAUAACUAUUAAUAUAUGCUAUAAAUUAUUUAAUUUAACGAUCAGUCGAUGAAAGUUCAUAGUUCUAUUGAGGGGGGAGUUUAAUAGCUAAAUGAAUCCCCUCAGUCGCCCAUAAUGAUUGUAUGAUAAUUGUUUUAAUUAUGAACGUCCAGGUUUAAGAUGUAGUUGCGUGUUCCCAGAGUUAAAUCAAUAGAUAUCCGUCACUUCAUCCUCGCCUCCAAAGUCUCCACGGUAACGGUUUUGACAAACAUUCAGUCGUUGGUGGUCUUUCACUUGUUGCCUGGAAAUGGAAACGUAAUCUUCGACGUUGUUGGAUGUUGACGGGUGGUAGAUCUUUACCCAUACACACAAGUAUCGGGAAGAUUGAUGCCUCAUUUAUAUUCAUAUAUGCAGAAUUACUUUGAUGUCACAGCCCAGUCUGUAGUUGGCCCAUAUCUACAACUCUGAUGAAAGACACACACACCUUGUUUGAUUGGCCUGUCUGUAACUAUGUUAGUCAUCACUGGUUUAUUAAUAUUGACCAAAUAACCUCCUUUGUGCCGCGACAAGUCUGCAUGCCAUGCACCCCGCAUGUAUUUACCAUGAUCGAUAUUUGAAGUAAGUUUUCACAGGAGUGUUGCUUUUACCGGAGCAGAUUUAGUUUCUGUUUUCUCGAGAGACGAUAGUUUAAAGACAUCCGCGGAAAACCUUUUGUCGUGACGAAAAGAAAGCUUGCACUACGCUCGACGGUAUAAAAAAAGGUAGACUUUGCUUUUCUGAACCACUCGGCAUCCAAAUCUCAGGGGUGGGUUGUACAAAUAGAAUAUAACUUUGCAGAACGUGUGUCCAUUUCCCGACUUGUCGGAGUGCACUGUAUUCGUACUAACCUCGCCUCCUUUUUUUUUUCAGUCCACGCCUCCUUGUGUAUAGUGUAGAAAUGCUAAAAAUGGAACGUGUAUAUUCUGCAUGUAAAAACAGCACUCUGUUCAAGCUCUCCUUGUCAACCGACAAAGCACUGCACAAUUUGUGAGUUUGAAGUUAAAAGAGCCCAUUAAAUUCAGUUUGUUUAAAAUGUAAUUACCAACGAGGGCACGGCAAGUUUUGAUGUCUUAAUUUUGAAGACGACCCAACUGUAAAAGGAAAUGGGAGGCAAGUGAUGACAUCAGAUGAAGAGGGAUAUUAACGGACUAGUUUGUGUAUGGUAGUACUGUGUUUUAUGCUUAAAGUAUCGCUUCUUGAACUAUAAAAAAUAAUGCACUUACUGAACUGUACAAUUUGAAGAAAAGGAAUAUUUUCUAAUUUCUCCUUUUUCCAUAAAGUACUCAGUUUGAUCUUUUACAUCUAAAAACAUUACUGCUAUGGACGAGAUCCACGAAGCGGAAGAGAUUUAUUGUCGUUAAACUGGUAUAAAUAAUAAAAGUGCAACAUAACAUGUGAAAGUAAGAGAAUAAAAGAACAAACUGAAACUAA
This is a messenger RNA of Pseudoliparis swirei, 3669 nucleotides long. RefSeq names its product reticulophagy regulator family member 2 (gene retreg2). The record is from RefSeq and is a predicted model, not a curated record. The coding region runs from base 16 to 1767 and encodes 583 amino acids. The transcript has 9 exons. Lineage: Eukaryota; Metazoa; Chordata; Actinopteri; Perciformes; Liparidae.